UAAUUCAGCCAGAGGAACAAGAUGGCCGCGAUGGCGGAGUGACCUUAGUGCUGGCAGGCGGGCGGCCGCCGGCGCAGGCGGGAGUGAGCCGGCGGAAGGAGAACGGCCAGCCCAGCCGCUGGCCUCUUCCAACUCCAGGACGUCUCCUAGAAGCAUCUCCACCGAGACUGCUGAUCCUGGAACCGCAGAGCCGCCGGCGGACUCUGGCAGUGGGCUUGAGGCUGCCUCUACUGGGUAGCCUUCAGCCUUCAGGAUCUGAGCAUCCUGGUCUCCACUUUUUCCCGCCGGCCAGCCGCCUCCCCAGCCUCCCCAGCUCUCCCCCUUCCAUCUUCAGGCUAUGGCCAUGGCGCACAAGAAAGGCUCUAAGAACUCCGAAUUAGUUUUCGGAGGUAAAUAUAAGCUAAUGAAGAAGAUCGGGGCCGGCUCCUUCGGGAAGAUCUACCUGGCGGUCAACGUUUCCAACGGUGAGGAGGUGGCGGUGAAGAUGGAGUCCCAGAAGGCCCGGUCGCCCCGGCUGCUGCAUGAGAGCAGGCUCUACAAGGCCCUUCAGGGUGGGGUGGGCAUCCCCCACAUGCGCUGGUAUGGCCGGGAUAAAGGCUACAACGUGCUGGUCAUGGACCUCCUCGGCCCCAGCCUCGAAGACCUCUUCAAUUUCUGCUCCCGCAGGUUCACGAUGAAAACCGUGCUCAUGCUAGCCGACCAGAUGAUCAGUAGAAUCGAAUACGUACACGCAAAGAACUUCAUACACAGAGACAUCAAGCCAGAUAACUUCCUCAUGGGGACCGGCCGUCAUGCCAAUAAGCUAUUCCUUAUUGACUUUGGUUUGGCCAAGAAGUACCGAGACAACAAAACCAAGCAGCAUAUCCCCUACCGAGAAGAUAAAAAUCUCACCGGCACUGCCAGGUACGCCAGCAUCAAUGCACACCUUGGCAUUGAGCAGAGCCGCGGAGAUGACCUGGAGUCCAUAGGGUACGUGCUUAUGUAUUUUAACAGGACCAGCUUGCCCUGGCAAGGACUCAAUGCUGCAACAAAGAAACAAAAGUAUGAAAAGAUCAGUGAAAAGAAGUUGUCCACUUCUGUUGAGAGUUUGUGUAAAGGGUUCCCGGCAGAAUUUGCCAUGUAUCUCAACUAUUGCAGGGGCUUACGUUUUGAAGAAGCACCAGAUUAUUUGUACCUGAGGCAACUUUUCCGGGCCCUUUUCAAGACUCUGAACCAUCAAUACGAUUAUACAUUUGAUUGGACAGCAAUGAAACAGAAUAGUUCCCAGCCAGCAGCCUCAUCCAGUGGGCAGGGUCAGUAGGUUUAAGCCCUCAGGGAUUUCUAAGCCUAAAGAUGAACAGAUGAAGUAGAGCAGAUCAUUGGAGCAGAAUUUGCUGCUCCUCAAAUGUAGAAGUUUUAGUUCAUAUGUGCACUUGCCAGUGGUUGUGGGCAACCAUUUACUUGAUGUAAAGAAUUUAAUUUCAUUAUAAACUGGCUCUGGGUAGUUGUAGCCACCAUAAUUGUGAAUAUUAACUGAGAGAAUGAAACAUGAUGUUCAGUUUUUUGUUUCAUUUUUUAAGUGAAAAAAAAUUAAAUGUUUGACACAAGUGUUGGAGAAA
Messenger RNA from Monodelphis domestica (gray short-tailed opossum), 1598 nucleotides. NCBI's taxonomy places the organism in Eukaryota, Metazoa, Chordata, Mammalia, Didelphimorphia, Didelphidae. The record is from RefSeq and is a predicted model, not a curated record.